Papaver somniferum (opium poppy) is the source of this 1595-nucleotide messenger RNA. Its product is annotated as putative glutamine amidotransferase GAT1_2.1. Gene Ontology annotation, molecular function: hydrolase activity, acting on carbon-nitrogen (but not peptide) bonds, in linear amides. The transcript has 4 exons. NCBI's taxonomy places the organism in Eukaryota, Viridiplantae, Streptophyta, Magnoliopsida, Ranunculales, Papaveraceae. Bases 63 to 1361 code for a protein of 432 amino acids. The record is from RefSeq and is a predicted model, not a curated record. Gene Ontology annotation, cellular component: cytosol.
UUAAGUAGAAAGCACAUUUCUUUCUCAUUAUUCGAAAAAAGCUUUCAUUUUUUUUCAGCGCCAUGACUAAUACAGACUUAUCCAUGAUCCUUCCUAGGGUUCUUAUAGUCUCUAGACGUACUGUCCGGAAAAACAAGUUUGUUGAUUUUGUCGGUGAGUAUCAUCUAGAUUUGAUAGUAAGUUAUGGAGCUGUGCCAGUGAUAGUACCUAGAGUAACUGGGGUACAUUUGUUACUCGAGAGUUUCGAACCUAUACAUGGAGUUGUACUUUGUGAAGGUGAAGACCUUGAUCCAUCCCUUUACGAAGACGAAAGGUCUGGUCUUUCACCUGAAGAAUUAGAUGAGAUAAGACGUUUACAUGCUAGUGAUACUGCCGUGGAUCGCGAAAAAGAUUCAAUAGAGUUAGGAUUAGCAAAACUUUGUCUUGAAAGAAACAUUCCUUACUUGGGUAUCUGCAGAGGUUCGCAAGUUCUUAAUGUGGCAUGCGGAGGAACAUUAUAUCAAGAUAUAGAGAAAGAAUUACAUAAACAUAAAUCAUCACAAGAAGGAGAAGCUGUUACAACUGAAAGAGUUGUCCACAUGGAUUAUGACAAUUAUGAUGGGCAUAGACACGUUGUGAAAGUUGUUGAGAAAACUCCUUUACAUGAAUGGUUUAUAGAUUCUUUAGAAGAAGAGAAAAUGGAGAUUAUGGUUAAUAGUUAUCAUCAUCAAGGUGUUAAAAGAUUAGCACAGCGGUUUGUUCCCAUGGCUUUUGCUGCCGAUGGUUUGGUUGAAGGGUUUUAUGAUCCUGAUGCCUACAACCCUGAAGAGGGUAAGUUUAUAACGGGGUUGCAGUUUCAUCCUGAGCGAAUGAGAAAGCCUAACUCUGAGGAGUUCGAUUAUCCUGGUUGUCCUGCUGCUUAUCAGGAAUUUGUUAAAGCUGUGGUUGCAUAUAGGAAUAAGCUGAAUGCUGCAAUAUGUGUGCCCAAGAGUGUACUUAAUAAAGAAAUGGAGAACAAACGGAAAAUCCUAAUCCGAAGUUUCUCGAUUGCUAGAAUCAUGUACGAAACAGGACAGGAGUCGCCACAGUCCGAAGCAUCUGCACUUGAAGCAGGAGCCGAAUUUCUUCGGUCGAGCUCCACAUUGAGUACACAAGAAGAGAAAAGGAUGAAGCAAAUGGGCGCAACAGUAAGAGAUGCUUCAUCAUUCUUGGAGAGGUUGAGGAUGAAUGAAGAGAGGGAAAAAGUAGCAAGAAAUACAAUGGAAAAAAUGUCAAUUGAACAAUUAUCUGAUCUUAUUUCCCUCCAUCAUAUGAUGGGUAAAAUCAGCUCCGAAGUGUUGCAGAAAAAACUUCAAGAAGUAGUCACUGAAGUUGCUCUGUGAUUUUCAUUUAUCAUAUGGAACCACGCAUGUGUAGGGGGAAAGAAAAGAUUUUUAUCACAUUGGUUUUAUGCAUGAUGCUUGCAAUUUGUCUGUGUUCUUUUGUUUUGUUCUAUUUUCUACUAUUAUCUAAUCUAAAAUGUACGAGAGGUUCUGGUUCGUAAAACUGAAAAAACAAAAUUGCGUCCGCCGGGAGUCGAACCCGGGUCUAUUGGUUGGAGGGCAAUUAUCAUAACC